AUGAGGGUGCGUAGUUCGGGUCUCGUCUCGAGACUAGAAGCAGCUCUGAAACCCCCGAAGCCUCAUCAAAGACAUUCCCUACAAUGCUUGUCCCCAAUUUCUCAAAGGAGAGGCUUCCGCAAUGACUCAACGCGAACCCCACGAGCCACGGACUUUGCUUUCGCGUUUGACAUAGACGGUGUCCUCGUCCGCAGCGCCAAUCCCAUUCCCUACGCCUCCCAGACACUGCAAUUCCUCCAGCGAAACUCCAUCCCCUUCAUCCUGCUAACCAACGGCGGGGGCAAACAUGAGUCUGAACGUGUCAAAGACCUAUCGUCGAAACUCGACGUCAACCUCGAGACCUCAAUGUUUGUACAGUCCCACACACCGUUCGCAGAGCUUGUCCACGGCGAGAAGAACCUGCGGGACAAAUGCAUCAUGGUAGUGGGCGGCGAGGGCGGACGUUGCCGCGAUGUCGCAGAGAUGUACGGCUUCACCAACGUCGUCACACCGGGAGACAUUUACUCAGCACACCCAGAAAUUUGGCCGUUCAGCAAGCCGUUCUUGAAAGACUACUACUCCUCUUUUGCCCGCCCACUACCCAAACCCAUCAACUCUACAUCCCCCGAGGAAAGUCUCAAAAUCGACGCAGUCUUCGUCUACAACGACCCACGAGACUGGGGACUUGAUCUCCAAGUGAUCCUUGACGUCCUGCUGUCCCGAGAGGGCAUCAUGGGGACAUAUUCGUCCAAAAACGGUGACCUCUCGCUGCCUAACUCGGGCUACCUCCAGGACAACCAGCCGCCACUGUACUUCUCGAACCCGGACCUGUUGUGGGCGGCCAAAUACCAUUUGUCGCGCCUCGGACAAGGCGGCUUCCGCGAGUCUCUCGAAGGCCUCUGGCGCGCCGUCACUGCGCAUUCCCACGGCUCCAACACCAUCGCGCCAGAAUUGUACAAGACCGUCAUAGGAAAACCGUACACGGAGACGUACUCGUUCGCAGAGAGCCUUCUACUACGGCAUCGUGAUUCAUUGUUCGCUAAGGAAGGUGCCUCGACGAGCUUGAAGAAGGUCUACAUGGUGGGCGACAAUCCAGAAAGCGACAUCCGUGGGGCGAACAGCUACGAUUCGCCGCACGGAGUCGAAUGGGUGAGUCUGUUAACCAGGACCGGUGUGUUUCGAGAUCGGCCGGGCCAUAAGCCGACGUGGGAGCCGAGAGCCAUCGUCGAUGAUGUACGAGCUGCGGUGCAGUAUGCAUUGAAAGACAGUGGGUGGGAUCAGCAGCCUUUGGAAUAG
Molecule: messenger RNA, 1275 nt
Organism: Exophiala bonariae
Lineage: Eukaryota; Fungi; Ascomycota; Eurotiomycetes; Chaetothyriales; Herpotrichiellaceae
Exons: 2
Coding region: 1-1275 (424 amino acids)
Biological process (GO): glycerophospholipid biosynthetic process
Cellular component (GO): mitochondrion
Source: RefSeq, a predicted model, not a curated record